Armigeres subalbatus is the source of this 2995-nucleotide messenger RNA. RefSeq names its product homeobox protein PKNOX2-like. The record is from RefSeq and is a predicted model, not a curated record. NCBI's taxonomy places the organism in Eukaryota, Metazoa, Arthropoda, Insecta, Diptera, Culicidae. Gene Ontology annotation, biological process: regulation of transcription by RNA polymerase II. Bases 1367 to 2938 code for a protein of 523 amino acids. Gene Ontology annotation, molecular function: RNA polymerase II cis-regulatory region sequence-specific DNA binding. The transcript is spliced from 11 exons.
CACCGGCCGAACGCAGAACAGUCGCCGUUUCGCUUUCACAUCGCAUCGGCUGUGCUUGGGACACACUCGUGCGAACCCAUUCCAGCAUUCGUAACGUCGUAAACACACACCACCCCAACGUCGUUUUGGUUUGUUAGCUCCUUCCUUGCGACAGACACGCACCACGACCACGGUGAGCGUACGCGUGGUAUUUGCCGUCGGGAUUUUGCUCCUUCGCUGCCUCUGUUGCCGCGUUCGUGUUAUUGUUGUGCAUCGGAAUUGAACCGCAACUAGCGGGCGUGCUUGCGAUGGUCACGGGUUUUUGGUAGUGAUUUAUGCGUUGUUUGUGAUCCGGCCCGGAAGAAAAACUAGACAGUGCGGACACAGGUGAAUCACGCAUCAAUUUCCGAAUGCUGUUGGGAAGGUGAAAUGGAAGCUUGAAAACACCGGCAGAGAACGAGCGGGCACGACAGUUCCAUUCGGAAACAAGUGGAUGAAACGUCGAACGAGAAGGUGAACUGCAUUUGUUGAGUGGUCUGACACUGAUCGGAUUAAAGUUCCUGAGAUCAAAGUGAUUUAAAGUUAGUGAUAGUGAAUGAUUGCAGAAGGGGAAAAUCUGACAGAUUCAUAACACCAUCGAAGUGUAAAGCAAAAGUGACGCAGUGCUGUAAUCAACCAUCGAAGAAACAGUGAACUUAUAUCAGCAGAAGCAGACGACUAGAAAUCACGCUUUCAUAAUUGUAGAUCGUUACGAAUCUUUACGACAAUCGACGAGAGCCUCAGCAUUGUACCCACCGAAGCCAACGGGGACUACUAGCGAACCACAUUCACAAACCCAGUGAAGGCAUGCCGAGCAUGGAAAAAUUAAUCCACUUUGAAAGGUUGACAAAAUAAACUACACAGACGGCUUGCCAGAAAGGACUUCCCCACACAGCACCACUGGGAACGUUUCAAUUCAAAACCGGCGGAUCGGGACGAAACCGGGACACGGCGAAACAAUCAAUGCCAAAUUGAUGAACUGAUUUAUGCAAAUCGGGUUUGCCGCUUCGGGUGAAAGAGGGGAGACGGACGCACAGGCUGUUGUUGGUUUCGCGAAUCACGUAUUACCUUCCACUGCUUGUGUGCAGAUCUUUCAGUGCCAUAAAAUAAUAAUCCCAACCCAAACCAAAAACCAAUCGGUGGUACGCGAGCCGAGGAAGAAGGAACACGAAAAGCUGCUUCCGGUUUCCGGUGGCUUCCAGAUGAUGAGUAAAGUGUAGUACACAGUUGUGAUUCUGCUACACAUGUGCAAUAAGUCGAUUCAUUUCGGUGCAUUUUGGUGCUAGUCGUGUGUGAUCGAGAAGAAAUUGGUGGUUCGUGAAGAAGUGAGAAAAACGGCGAGAAAAUAAUGCAAGAAAAUAGCAUUGCAGCAGUUCCGGUGUCCGGUGCGACAGUGACGGCGCCCGGCAUUCCUGGCACCACAACGGGUGGUGGUGGCGGUAGCGGUGGUGGAGGUGGAGGCGGUAGUGGGACUGGUGGACAUCAUGCCUCUCCCAGCAAUGCCACAACUUCCGGACAGACGCCAGUGUCUUCGCCUAGCAAUAGCAGUAGUAUAAGCGACAUCGAUCAAGCGCAGUUCGAGGCGGAUAAAAGGGCGGUUUACAAACAUCCACUGUUCUCACUAUUGGCAUUGCUACUAGAGAAAUGUGAACAAGCAACACAAGGCUACAUUCCCUCCUCAAAUUCGUCCAGCCCGAAUGGUUCCAGUAAUGGUACGAGCGAUGGCGAUAGCUUUGCCCGGGAUAUUCAGGCGUUCGUGCAACUGCUGGAGAAGGAAAAACGCCCCCUAUUAACUAAUAAUUCCGAACUGGACGGCCUUAUGAUCAAAGCCCUGCAAGUGCUGCGGAUACACCUGUUGGAGCUGGAAAAGGUGCAAGAACUGUGUAGGGACUUCUGCACACGCUACAUUGCCUGCCUUCGGGGAAAGAUGCAAUCGGAAAACCUGCUUCGAUCAGAUUAUGCCUUGGAGCAUAAUAAUAAUCUGUCGAACUCCAACAGUCCCAUCAAUAGCCCGGAGCAGGAUCUCUCCGGCAGUGCUCAAGGAUUCUACCAAAACACCGACUACCUGUCCGCAAACGAUACCAAUGAAUAUAGCAAUAUGCAAGUAGGCUCCUUCGCUCAGCCGCCGCAACAGUUAACAUUGCCGAUAAACCCAGUUGAAUCAGUACCACAAGACCUUUCCAAUCCGAAUGUUCCCGUAACUGCCCAUAACCAGUUUCCAGCAGGUUUGUCUAUCCCUCCAAACACGCCCCACCUCUCCACCCAAUCGCAAAUCCUAGGAUCGACCCCUUUAAACCAAACUGGCAUUAGUUCAUUGCCCCUGAUUGACCCCUUUGUAAACGGUCAACUGUCCCCAAGCGGUAGCUCGGACGACCUCGACGAUUCGGAGCUCGAUGGCAGCCUUGAUGAACACGGGAAGCGAAUCAAACGCGGCAUUCUGCCCAAACACGCAACCAGCGUGAUGCGGGCCUGGUUAUUUCAGCACCUAGUCCAUCCUUAUCCUACUGAGGAUGAGAAGCGUGCAUUAGCCGCCCAAACCAAUCUCACGCUAUUACAAGUCAAUAACUGGUUCAUCAACGCUCGACGCCGAAUCCUGCAACCGAUGAUUGAUCAUAAUUCCGACAGUUCCGCGCAAAGUCCACCGCCCGCAGAUCUACAGCAGCAAAGUAAACGCCACUGGACCGCCGAUAACUUCCUGGGGGCGGUACCUUCCCCAAGUCAUCUCUAUCAGUUGGCCAACAUUGAGAAUAUUAGCUCCAACGUGAACCGAGCUGCGGCAUCCAGCUCGCGCCAUAAAAACCCUUCUUCAUCCUCUUCCGGAAAUACCAUCACUGGGCCAGAUUUCUUCCUCCAUCCAGCGGUAAGUUCCGAAGAAGAAUCGAACGGAUCCAGCCAUAGUCAUCUGGUUGGCGGGCGCUAACAUCCACGCGGACUGUUUACCGCGAAAACUUUGGUGCAAUCCCAAUGCCAUAAUCAG